Molecule: messenger RNA, 405 nt
Organism: Pelmatolapia mariae (spotted tilapia)
Lineage: Eukaryota; Metazoa; Chordata; Actinopteri; Cichliformes; Cichlidae
Product: asialoglycoprotein receptor 2-like
Exons: 3
Coding region: 1-405 (134 amino acids)
Source: RefSeq, a predicted model, not a curated record
AUGUCCUCAGAUAUUUAUGCCAAACCAGAUCUAUCAAAGAAGGUGAGAUACAGCAGAAAGGAGCAGGAGGAUGGAGCAGAGUGGGAGCAGAGGGAGGUGGAUAUCUACGACAGUGCAGACUUUGAUCACACUGGAUUUCAAUCACAAGGAGGAGAGAAGUGUCCUGAUCGAUGGACGAGGUUUGGAAGCAGCUGUUACUUUAAAUCCACUGAGAGGAAAACUUGGUAUGAGAGUCGGAAACUGUGUCAGGAUAAAGGAGCUGAUCUGGUGAUGAUAAACAGCAAAGAGGAACAGGAAUUUAUCAAUGAACUGAACAUGAGAGGAGAGUCCUGGAUUGGUCUGGAACGCACUUCUCAGAAACAUGAAUGGAAAUGGGUGGAUGGAUCACUGCUGACAGAAACGUGA